Umbelopsis ramanniana AG is the source of this 360-nucleotide messenger RNA. RefSeq lists its product as uncharacterized. Lineage: Eukaryota; Fungi; Mucoromycota; Umbelopsidomycetes; Umbelopsidales; Umbelopsidaceae. Gene Ontology annotation, biological process: cytoplasmic microtubule organization. The transcript is spliced from 2 exons. The record is from RefSeq and is a predicted model, not a curated record. Gene Ontology annotation, molecular function: microtubule binding. The annotation marks the transcript as partial.
CGAAGCGAAGAUCGCCGACAAGAAACUGAACUUGUGGUUGAAAAACAGAAUAGAAAAAUCGCAGAACAUGAACGAAAGAUGGAGGAAAUGUCCAAAACUGUCAACCAAGUCGAACAAUUACGAGACCAGCUGGAAGAGUACACUCAUACCGAAGAAAAGCUGCACAAGAUGGAAAAUGCCAUUGAAAAGUAUAAAAAGCGACUAGAGGACAGCGCUGAUUUAAAGAGACAGAUCAAAGCACUUGAGGAACAAAAUGCUACUCUUAUGGAAAGAAACCAUCAAGUCGAAGAUGAGUAUCGUAAAGUGCUUGCUUUCAAGACGCUCAUGGACUCUUAUAAAGACCAAGUUCAUAACUUGGAG